Molecule: messenger RNA, 4589 nt
Organism: Vigna radiata var. radiata (mung bean)
Lineage: Eukaryota; Viridiplantae; Streptophyta; Magnoliopsida; Fabales; Fabaceae
Product: pentatricopeptide repeat-containing protein At3g57430, chloroplastic
Exons: 3
Coding region: 443-4279 (1278 amino acids)
Biological process (GO): RNA modification
Molecular function (GO): RNA binding; protein binding; zinc ion binding
Source: RefSeq, a predicted model, not a curated record
GAUUCAAAAUUAUUGUAAAAAAAUGGUGAUUGUAGAUGGCUUUUAUUCUUUGAAAAAAAAACUCCCAGUUGAAGAGACAAUUAACUAUAGAAAGGAAAGUUUUCUUCUUCUUCUUCUUGAUUUGUAUUCUUUGAAAAAUGACUUUUAUUCUCAUCAUAUGUAAAAUCAGCAUAAGAGUGUUGCUUUUAAUGUAGUUCCUGUCUGAGUCUCAACUUCAGAAUAAUCAAACAAAUCCAUCUCACUUUCAUUCAAAAUAAUUGCCUUGUUUUCUCGUACCCUUCAUGUCCCUCUCAAACACAUUUGUUUGCCACUUCGUCUUCUUCACACCCAUCACUUGAAACGUCCCCAGCACAAUGCCUUUACUCUUGUAAACUCAUGUCAUGACCUUGACAGUGUCCUUGGGGUGCUCGGAACAACCCCAGAGGAUGCACCAAAUACAGUUAUGUGGAACUUGAUCAUGAGGUCCUAUGUUGAUUUGGGACUCUUCCAUUCAGUUUUGUCAGUGUACAAAAAGAUGAGGCAAAAGGGUGUUCCCCAUGAUACUUUCACAUUCCCGUUAUUGAACCGAGCCCUGUCUUCCAUGAGGGCUGAUGUUGUGUAUGGGAAAAUGAUCCACUGUGUGGCAACUAAAAUGGGUUUGGAUGGGGAUUUGUAUUUUUGCAAUACCAUGAUUGAUGUUUAUGUGAAAUGUGGGUGCAUUGCUUGUGCUCGCCUGGUGUUUGAUGAAAUUUCACUGAGAGAUGUGGUUUCUUGGACUUUGAUGAUUGCUGGUUAUGUUUCCCAGAGACUUGUUAGUGUGGCUUUUCAUCUGUUCAACAAGAUGAGGAUGGAAUUGGAACCAAACUCGGUCACACUUAUUGUGAUGUUGCAAGCACCUUGUGCUUCCAUAAAAUUAAGUGAGGGAACUCAAAUACAUGGGUAUGCACUGAAGAGUGGGUUGCUAAUUGAUUGGUCUGUGAAAAAUUCCCUUUUGAGAAUGUAUGGUAGUAAAGAGAGUACCAGCGAAGUGGAACUUUUAUUUGGUGAAGUAAGCAUGAAGGAUGUGGUUUCUUGGAAUAUUUUGAUUUCCUUUUACUCCUCAGAAGGAGACGCAACAAGAGUGGCAGGUUUGCUCAAAGCAAUGCAGAGCCUAGAAGUGCAUGUUUGGAACAUUGAAACUUUAACAUUAGUUACAUCGGCAUUUGCAAAGUCUGGUAGUCUUUCAGAGGGCGAAGGUGUGCAUUGCUUAGUCAUUAAAACUGGGUUUUGUGAUGAUGUUUGGCUGACAUCCCUGCUUGACUUUUAUGCCAAGUGUGGGAAAUUGGAAAGUUCAGUUCUACUUUUUAGUGAAAUCCAUUCUAAAAGUAAGAUCACUUGGUGUGCUAUGAUGUCAGGUUUCAUUCAGAAUGGCUCUUUUAUGGAGGCCAUAGUUUUAUUCCAACGAAUGCAAUCUGAAGAUUUUAAUGUUGUUCCUGAAAUUUGGAGAAAUCUUCUGGAUGCAUAUGCAAACCUGGGAGCUUUAAAAUUGGGCAAAGUGGUCCAUGGUUACCUUAUAAAGAACUUGUUUAAUGGGGCAAUAGAAAAUUCAGUACACCUUGAGACCUCUAUUUUAAACAUGUACUUAAGAGGUGGUAGCAUGUCUUCUGCUAAAACAUGUUUUGAUAUGAUGUCUGUCAAAGAUGUAGUAGCAUGGACAACAAUGAUUGACGGACUUGGCUCCCAUGGUUUUGGCUUUGACGCCUUGAAGUAUUUUAAUUUAAUGAUUGAGCAAAGAGUGCAGCCAAACUCAGUCACCUUUUUGAGCUUACUCUCCGCAUGCAGCCACUCUGGUCUUGUCAGUGAAGGCUGCAAUAUUUACCAUUCUAUGAAAUGGGGAUUUGGAAUUGAACCUACUUUGGAUCACCACACCUGCAUUGUGGAUCUUUUUGGUCGAUGUGGGAUGCUUAAAGAGGCCUUUGCCAUAAUAUUCAAAAUGGUAAUUCUACCUGAUAGCAAGAUCUGGAGUGCUCUUCUGGCAGCUUCCAGAGUUUAUGGAAAUAAAAAAUUCGGAGAAUAUGCAGCUCAAAGACUUUUGGAACUAGAACCUGACAAUGCUGGAUAUUAUACUCUGUUGAGUAAUGUAAAAGCAAGUGUUGGAAGAUGGGAGGAGGUUGAAAAACUGAGGAGAGACAUGAGAGAAAGGGAUCUCAAGAAGAAACCAGGGUGGAGCUGCAUUGAGGUAGCUGGGUCCAUCCGCGGAUUUGUUUCUGGUGAUAAAUCACACCCUGAAGCAGAGGAGAUUUAUGAGGCAUUGGGUAGACUGAGUAUAGUGACACAGGAUUUAGGGUAUCCUUUGGUUUCCAUUGCCACCUUUUUAAAACCUUCAACCUUUUCAAUCUCUCCUAGUGGAUUCAGAAGCAUGUUUCUGUCGAAACAUGUCUUGUCUUCCACACACAAAGCCUUAUUCCAAAACUUGCGCCUUUUUUCUUUGCCUUCAAACUCGCACCACGAUCUCAGCACUCAUAGCCGUGACACACAACUACGAGAGGCCCUUCUACAAAUGGCCCUUCGUGGCCAUGACAUGAACUUCCAAGACUACAACACGCUCUUAAACGAGUGUGUGAGCAAAAGGGCAUUUAGAGAAGGGCAGAGAGUGCAUGCCCACAUGAUCACAACUAACUAUCUUCCCUGUGUGUUCCUCUGGACAAGGCUAAUCGUAUUCUAUGUCAAGUGCGACUCUUUGACAAAUGCUCGGAACCUGUUUGAUAUAAUGCGGGAGCGGAAUGUGGUGUCGUGGACGGCUAUGAUCUCGGCUUAUUCUCAGAGAGGGUAUGCUUCUCAAGCCUUGAGCCUUUUUGUCCAGAUGCUAAGAACAGAUACAGAACCUAAUGAGUUCACUUUUGCUACCGUGCUUACUUCCUGUAUAGGUUCUUUGGGUUUUGUGUUAGGGAGGCAAAUCCACUCUCUUAUCGUAAAAUUAAAUUACGAAGCACAUGUUUAUGUUGGAAGCUCGCUCCUUGAUAUGUAUGCCAAAUAUGGUAAAAUUCAUGAAGCUCGAGGCAUAUUUCAAUGCUUGCCUGAACGAGAUGUAGUUUCUUGUACUGCCAUUAUCUCCGGAUAUGCUCAACUGGGUCUGGAUCAAGAGGCGUUAGAACUAUUUCGCCAGUUGCAAGAUGAAGGAAUGCAAUCAAACUAUGUUACUUAUACUAGUGUUUUAACUGCACUUUCCGGGCUUGCUGCUCUAGAUCAUGGCAAGCAAGUGCACAAUCAUCUUCUUCGGUCUGAAGUUCCCUCGUUUGUGGUUCUUCAAAACUCUUUGAUUGACAUGUACUCAAAAUGUGGAAACCUCACUUACGCAAGAAGGAUAUUUGAUACCAUGCAUGAGAGAACAGUUAUCUCUUGGAAUGCAAUGCUAGUUGGGUAUAGCAAACAUGGAGAGGGAAGAGAAGUACUCGAGCUUUUCGAUUUAAUGAGAGAUGAAAACAAAGUCAAACCUGACAGUGUCACAGUUUUGGCUGUGUUAUCUGGUUGCAGUCAUGCAGGACUGGAAGAUAAGGGAAUGGAUAUUUUUUAUGAUAUGACCAGUGGGAAAAUUGGUGUUGAGCCAGACACCAAGCACUACGGGUGUGUUGUUGAUUUGCUUGGUCGUGCUGGGCGAAUAGAAGAAGCUUUAGAGUUCAUCAGAAAGUUGCCUUUCGAACCAUCAGCUGCUAUAUGGGGUUGCCUUUUAGGUGCUUGCAAUGUUCACUUAAAUGUUGACAUUGGUAAAAUUGUGGGUCACCGGCUUCUAGAAAUUGAGCCUGAAAAUGCUGGCAAUUAUGUUAUUCUGUCUAAUCUGUAUGCUUCAGCAGGAAGAUGGGAAGAAGUAGGAUCACUAAGGAACCUGAUGUUCAAGAAGACUGUAAGAAAAGAGCCUGGAAGAAGCUGGAUUGAGCUUGAUCAAAUACUUCACACGUUCCAUGCUAGUGAUUGUUCCCAUCCAAGAAGAAAAGAGUUAUCUGCAAAAGUGCAGGAGUUAUCAGUGAGGUUUAAAGAAGCGGGCUAUGUUCCUGAUUUGAGUUGUGUUUUACAUGAUGUGGAUGAAGAGCAGAAGGAGAAGAUACUCCUAAAUCACAGUGAAAAGUUGGCUUUGUGUUUUGGUCUAAUUUCUACUCCUGAAAGUGUGACAAUCCGUGUAAUAAAAAACCUUCGUAUUUGCGUUGAUUGCCAUAAUUUUGCCAAGUAUAUCUCAAAGAUUUACGGAAGAGAAGUAUCUUUGAGGGAUAAAAACCGGUUUCAUCGAAUUGUUGGAGGAAAAUGUUCCUGUGGAGAUUACUGGUGAGAAGAUUUUGAUAGAGUAACCAAUGAACCUCUAAGGUUGAACUUCAACCUUUAAUCUGUUUUGAUGCUGAAAUUGGCUCAAAAUUUAAAUGCAAUUCCAUCAAGAAAAUGGAGAACAAAAGGAGAUUGGUGUUGAAUAUUGUUUGGAUUGAAUAACUUACGAGUAGGAUGUAAUUUUAAGAGGAAUCAACACGGUAUACGUUAAAAUGCUUCAAUGAUGUGAAGGUUCUACCAGAGUUAAUCCCUACAAUAUAUUCUUGUAGCAAUUUUGUAUCAAAACUAAGUUGAUAAUAUAUUAAUCAAGUAUUAUU